Cucurbitaria berberidis CBS 394.84 is the source of this 1881-nucleotide messenger RNA. Its product is annotated as MFS multidrug transporter-like protein. Gene Ontology annotation, biological process: transmembrane transport. NCBI's taxonomy places the organism in Eukaryota, Fungi, Ascomycota, Dothideomycetes, Pleosporales, Cucurbitariaceae. The transcript has 4 exons. Gene Ontology annotation, molecular function: transmembrane transporter activity. Bases 5 to 1714 code for a protein of 569 amino acids. The record is from RefSeq and is a predicted model, not a curated record.
CGCCAUGGAUCACGUAGAGCAUGUUCACACCAAUGAGCGGGUGCCUGGCCACACGAAUUACUACGAAAAGGAUGGCUUGAGGACCUAUGGCGAUGGUGAAGACCACGACCACGAACCACCGAUGACUUUCAAGAGGAUUAUGAGUUUGAUCGCAAUGGCAUUCUUAUGGACCGGCAGUCAGAUUCCCGUGUAUCUCUUCGGCGGCGUUCCUCCCUACAUUUACCGCGAUAUCGGCGGCACGGAUAGAUGGAUUUGGUUUGUGCUUGCCAACCUUCUCUCACUAGCCGCAGUCUGUCCUUUCGUGGGAUCCAUAUCUGACAUUGUGGGCCGACGUUGGGUUGCCAUGAUUGGAGCUUGUUUUCUAGUCUUGGGUAUGAUCAUCUGUUCCACUGCACAAACCAUGAACAUCUUCAUCGCCGGCAUGGUCUUCUCUGGCAUUGGUGCGGGCAUCAAUGAACUGACAGCAUUGGCCGUUACGUCCGAGCUUGCCCCCACCAGCCAGCGUGGCAAGUACGUCGCUAUCCUCGUCUUCACUAUCAUCCCGUUUUGCCCAUCGGUGCUCUGGGCCCAGCUUAUCGCGUCCCAUUCCACCUGGAGAUGGAUUGGUCUGUGGUGCGGCUUGUGGGCCUUCAUCGGUCUCGUCUUGACAGCCAUCUUUUAUCAUCCACCUCCUCGAGUCAAUAGUCAGGGCAUGAGCCGAAAGGAAAUUCUUGCAGAGAUUGACUACAUUGGCGGCCUUCUUUCCAUCAGUGGGAUGCUCUUAUUCAUGAUGGGGAUGCAGUGGGGAGGCUACCAAUACCCUUGGACCAGCGCCCAUGUCCUUGCGCCUUUGAUAUUGGGUGUCAUCCUGAUGAUAGCUUUCGUGGUCUGGGAGAGCUACGGAGCAAAGCACCCUAUGUUUCCGAAGAGAUUGCGCCAAGAGCCUCGCAUUCUCGGCUUGACGCUGGUCAUUACUUUCAUAUCUGGAGCUAAUUUCUUCUCCAUCUUGAUGUUCUGGCCCACACAGGCAUUCAAUGUAUACGGACACGACCCGAUCGGCGUCGGUAUUCGUGGCAUUCCGGUCGGCUUUUCGAUUCUAGCUGGAGCUUGUAUUGUCCUGUGGCUACUUUCGUUGCUUCGCGGACACAACAAGGAGCUCCUGAUUGCCUCGUCAAUCCUGAUGACUGCAGGGUGCGGUUCGCUUGCCAUCGGCCGUGUAGACAAUUUGUAUCAACUAUGGGGCUUGUUGGUACUAGCUGGUUUGGGUAUAGGUGGAAUCGUCGUCCCAGCAUCGAUCAUUUCCACUAUCAUCUGUCCAGAUGAUCUCAUCGCAACAGUGGCGGCCCUUACCCUCGCAGUCCGCGUCAUUGGCGGGUCGAUUGGGUAUUGUGUAUACUACAACGUCUUUAUCUCUAAAUUUGUUCCAGCAGCAACAUAUUACAUCGGUGGUGUAAUGUCAACUAAGCUCAAUAUUACCUCCGUGGAAGUUAUCGGCGAAGCGAUUGUGAUUACUGGCGCUUCGCUUCUUCCACUACUUGAGGAGCUUCCGGGUAUCAAAGGUGUUCCAGGAGCUUACGAGGCGGUAGUCUUUGCUGGCCAGCUUGCAUAUGCGGAAGCGUACAAAUAUGUCUACUACGUCAGCAUCGCUUUCGGAGGGGUCAGUAUCUUAGCAGCGUGCUUCUUGGGCGACAUCUCCAAGUACAUGGACGACCAUGUCGCCGUCGUCAUGCACUGAGUUUACAUUGCCUUGGUUAGUAGAGACAUAGGAAGAGCCUGGUAUCUGGUACAUCGCUCUUUGAGUGAAAUAGGGGCGUAUAUAUAUGUGCUAGGCAUUGAAGCCUAAUCGUAGGACUGAUUGUAAGAAGAGGGUAACUUUUCAAUUUAUCAAGCACAACAUUGCAG